Messenger RNA from Coregonus clupeaformis (lake whitefish), 1502 nucleotides. RefSeq lists its product as uncharacterized. NCBI's taxonomy places the organism in Eukaryota, Metazoa, Chordata, Actinopteri, Salmoniformes, Salmonidae. Bases 73 to 1218 code for a protein of 381 amino acids. The record is from RefSeq and is a predicted model, not a curated record. The transcript has 10 exons.
UCGAACCAGGAUCUCUAGUGGCACAGCUAGCACUGCGAUGCAGUGCCUUAGACCACUGUGCCACAGUAAGAUAUGUAUUUUAUUGUCUGUUACAUGAUUAAUAAUUAUAUUUUCCCUGUUCACUCCCCUUACAGAUCCACAAUGGAACACGUAGAGGUGCCAAGGUUGAUUAAAUACUACACCAUCACCACUGGCAAUAUUAUGGGUUCUCAUAUCCAGUUUACGAGACAACUUGGAGGAGGCUUCACUGAAGUGAUGUCACCAGAGCAGAGUGAUGUCAUCAUGGCUUUCUGUCCCAUUGUCUCUCGUGCUGGUACUGAUAUUGAGGCAGCACUGCAGCAGAUUCCAGAUGAUAAACAUGUCAUUCUGGUAGUCCUGCAUCACUUUUUUAAUCCGGAGUGCACUGUACCUGACAGCAGCCGACUAGUGACCAGAGGUGAUAUAAAACUCACAGUGGACUGUCUGUUUCAUGAGAGUCAGGGAGGACUACUGAACUGUCCUCGCAACAAAGCAGCAGUUGGUAACAUUCUGAUCCAGCUGAACAUGAAGCCAAAGGUGACAGAUGUCGUCAUGGACAUCCCUGAUCACAGGAACAGGCCACGCACAUUUCUUGGAGGGAUGUCAGGGAUGGUGAGAUUCUUCAUAUUUGUGCAUGGUAAUACCUUGGGUGCUCAUGUGGAUUUGACAAGACAUCUCGUCAUCAGAGGAGGCUGUACUGAAGUGAUGUCACUAGAAGAGAGUGAUGUCGUCAUGGCUUUUUGUCCCAUCGUCUCUCGUGCUGGUACUGAUAUUGAGGCAGCACUGCAGCAGAUUCCUGUUGGUAAACCUGUCAUUCUGGUAGUGCUGCGUCACACCUUCAACCCAGACUACACCGUACCUGACAGCAGCAGACUAGUGACCAGAGGUGAUGUAAUACUCACAGUGGACUGUCUCUUCCAUGAGACCCAGGGACUACUGGAGUGUCCUCAAAAUGAAGAAGUUGUCAAAGAGAUACUGAAGAAGCUUAAUAUACAUCCUGAGACUGAAUCUGGAUCUCACUGUAUGGGCCCGUGCAUGAUGGCGUGUUCCUGGGUCCUUGGUUGGAUCAUGGCAGUCAGGCGUUGUUGCCAAACAUCACCAUUUGCAUUUGUUGUUGGGCUUGUUAUUUUUCUUGUUAUUUUGUGUUUGGCUAUAUUUUUUAUUGUUUCUAGCAAGAAACAAAGAGGUUUAUCAAAAUAACCUAAUGGAAAUAGAGCAAGUAGUUCUAAACUGCAAUAGAGGAAUAAAAUGUAGAAAUUACAUAGACAACACAGAUAGACUGACUUAAUUGUACAUUAAAAGUAAUGAAUAAAGCCUAAUAAAGCACCUACUCUACCUACCUUUAUCUAUCAGGAUAGUGUGUUAGUUUAAGAUGGCACGAUGCUCAUGUAAUAUUGUAGGCCUACUCUGAUUGUAUAUUCUGUAUUGUCACUUUAUUCUGCUUCGACUGCCCUUCUUUUAAAUAUUAAAGUCAUUGAAUUUCA